Acaulospora morrowiae is the source of this 345-nucleotide messenger RNA. The record is from the annotation of a GenBank genome assembly. Lineage: Eukaryota; Fungi; Glomeromycota; Glomeromycetes; Diversisporales; Acaulosporaceae.
AUGUCUUACCAAGAUGAAGAACACGAGUCUCAUGGUGCGAAUACACCCUCCAACCCUCGAGGGUUGAAUGGAAUAUCCAACGGGCAAACUCAAAACCAAGUUAACGGUCGAACAAACCCUCUGAACUCUCAACAGGGUUCAGGAAACCAAGACGAGCAAAUUACGACACUGAAAUUGGCUGGUCUUUCAGUGUUGAUGUAUAAAAAAAAAGGCGAGAUCAUUUAUAGAUUAGCAGAUAACAUGUCAGUUAAUUCACUAUCAGAUGAACAAAGAGAAAUGCUUCUGAAGGAAAUAAAGGCUCUUCACGACUCCUCUACUACCGUCAUCACCCAGCCGUCGUCAUCU